Messenger RNA from Neomonachus schauinslandi (Hawaiian monk seal), 1970 nucleotides. It is a transcript of the gene LETMD1, whose product is annotated as LETM1 domain containing 1. Bases 1 to 1272 code for a protein of 423 amino acids. Gene Ontology annotation, biological process: intracellular monoatomic cation homeostasis. Gene Ontology annotation, cellular component: mitochondrial inner membrane. Gene Ontology annotation, molecular function: ribosome binding. NCBI's taxonomy places the organism in Eukaryota, Metazoa, Chordata, Mammalia, Carnivora, Phocidae. The transcript is spliced from 8 exons. The record is from RefSeq and is a predicted model, not a curated record.
AUGGCGCUCUCCAGGGUGUGCUGGGCUCGGGCUGCUCUGUGGGGUUCGGCGGUCACCCCUGGACCUCAUGUCACCCGGAAGCUGCAACUUGUUCGCUGUGGCCUGGCCUGGGGGGCCCCUCGUCUCUUUGAUCUUCCUUGUAGGUCUUCAAAGCUUCACCUUUCACCAAAGGCAGAUGUGAAGAGCUUGAUCUCUUAUGUGGUGGCCAAGACAAAAGUGAUUAAUGGGAAAUACCAUCGUUUCUUGGGUCGUCAUUUCCCCCGCUUCUAUGUCCUGUACACAGUCUUCAUGAAAGGAUUGCAGAUGAUAUGGGCUGAUGCCAAAAAGGCUAGAAGAAUAAAGACAAAUAUGUGGAAGCACAAUAUAAAGUUUCAUCAACUUCCAUACCGGGAGAUGGAGCAUUUGAGACAGUUCCGUCGAGACGUCACCAAGUGUCUUUUCCUAGGUAUUAUUUCCAUUCCACCCUUUGCCAACUACCUGGUCUUCCUGCUAAUGUACCUGUUUCCUAGGCAGCUACUGAUCCAACAUUUCUGGACCCCAAAGCAACAAAUUGAUUUCUUAGAUAUCUAUCAUGCUCUCCGGAAGCAGUCCCACCCAGAAAUCCUUUGUUAUUUAGAAAAGGUUAUCCCUCUCGUUUCUGAUGCAGGACUCCGGGGGCAUAUGACAGAGCUGUGCACCAAGAUACAGCAUGGUACCCACCCAGCAAUACAUGAUAUCCUGGCUCUGAGAGAGUGUUUCUCUAACCAUCCCCUGGGCAUGAAGCAACUCCAUGCUUUGCAAAUGAAAGCCUUGAGCCGAGCCAUGCUUCUCACGCCUUAUCUGCCUUCUUUCUUGUUGAGACACCGUUUAAGGACUCAUACCACUGUAAUUCACCAACUGGACAAAGCUUUGGCAAAGCUGGGGAUUGGCCAGCUGUCUCCUCAGGAGGUGAAAUCGAAGCUGAGCUGUCCCUCUUGCUACACAACGUGGUCCUGCUUUCUGUCAACUACACCGGGACAAGGCGCUGAGCGAACGCGGGGCGGAUGGCAUGUCCUGCGGCCACAGAGUGCAGCAGCGUGGCACCUACCCGCACCGGUCAGCCGGGGCUCUGCGUGCGCUGGUAGGUGUGCCCGAGGCGGGGGACAGGAGCUACAGGCUUCCCAGCGCGGCCGCCGUGCUGGAGCUGGGACUGAAACAAGCCCUCUUAGCAGAGGCGGCCCGCGUGAGCUGGCGGCCCGACUUCCUCCGAGUCAGCCGGGGCGGCUGGCGGCCUCUACUGGGCCUCCAUGGUGAUGGUUUCAGUUCGGAGCCUAGGAAGGGAGCUUGUGCCCCAGGUGAAAAGCCUCAUCUGGCCCAGGGCUGGCCCACUGCCGUAGUCUUGGAGCUGCGUUUUUGUUACAGUUUCUGGCUGGUGAGGGCAACGGCACUGUUGAAAUUGGAGCAUUUACGUCUAUGCGUGUACUUCGAUGCUGCCCUCAAUCCUUUUUGUGAUGACCAAAAAUAGGUUUUUGUUUUUUUGGGUUUUGUUUUUGGUCCCCUCACUGGGUUAACCACUCCCUUUCCUUUCCAAAUCUUUGACCCAUCUUUUUUUUUUUUUUUUAAGCAAAUAUUCAUUCAUAUAUGGGAAUUUUCUAAUGGAAAAGAUAAAAGGAAACACAAGUGCUCCUUGUCCCUUCCCGCGUUUAUAGCCUUCACCCCCCUCCAUCUUAAUUCCUGCGCUGUGGUGCAGCCCCUAAGGAGCUUCAGCUCUGCUACCCCUACUGCGCUGCAGCAGGCCAGCUCUAACGGGACAGUGGCCGCCUCCUCUGGGCCACGGAUUAAGCCUCUGAGGUUCUAAUCACUGCCCCGCCUGGGAGACCGGAGAGGCCUGCAGUGUAAGUAAGUUGGGGUUAGCUUUUGUCUGUGUACAUCAUUGACCUGUAGUAACUUACUGUAAAUGCAUGAAGCACUGUUUUAAAUCCAAGUAAAGACUGCCUGAAACCAGUUGCUGG